CCUUUUAGUGCUCAAUUCCCCCUUCCCUCCCUCCCUCUCUCUCUCUCCCUCCCUCGCUCGAUCGUAGAUAUAUGCAUCCGUGACUCAGAGCUUCGGGUAGCCAUUGAAUUGGUUUGUCUCUCCAAAAUCUUGCUGGGGUUUGGAGGAAAUUUGUUUGGGUUGUUGGGCUUUUGAUUCAGCGACAGUGGAGAAAUGGCGCAAGCAGUCGAAGAAUGGUACAAGCAGAUGCCAAUCAUCACCCGUUCGUAUCUUACGGCUGCAACUGUUAUCACCAUCGUUUGCUCCCUCGAUAUAAUCUCCCCACAUAACCUGUACUUGAACCCGAAGCUCGUGGUCAAGCAUUACCAGAUUUGGCGGCUCAUCACCAAUUUCCUUUAUUUCCGGAAAAUGGACUUGGACUUCUUGUUUCACAUGUUCUUUCUUGCCCGGUACUGCAAGCUUCUUGAAGAAAAUUCUUUCAGGGGAAGGACUGCUGAUUUCUUUUACAUGCUUUUAUUUGGUGCUACCGUUUUGACUGGGAUUGUUCUUGUUGGGGGCAUGAUACCUUAUUUCUCCGAGUCAUUAGCAAGGAUAAUAUUUCUCAGCAAUUCAUUGACAUUUAUGAUGGUCUAUGUGUGGAGCAAGCGAAAUCCUUUCAUCCACAUGAGCUUCUUGGGUCUCUUUACUUUUACAGCAGCUUACCUUCCAUGGGUUCUUUUGGGAUUCUCUGUCCUUGUUGGUGCUAGUGCAUGGGUGGAUCUACUGGGAAUGAUUGCUGGCCAUGCCUACUAUUUUCUUGAAGAUGUGUAUCCUCGGACAACUGGUCGUCGCCCCCUUAAAACUCCAUGGUUUAUUAAAUCACUCUUUGCAGAUGAUCCCGUAGUGGUUGCAAGGCCUCCAAAUGUGAGAUUUGCUGCCCCGCCAGUCGUGGAAGCGCAAUAAAAUUAACCAGAUAUUAUUAAGACUAUGAAAAUGCUGAUGGACUUGGUGUUGGAUCUGGUUGAACAAUUAGUUGGGUGCCAGAUUCUUUUAUAAUGACAUUUUGCUAGUAACGUGCUAGAUAUGAUGGAAUCAUUCCUUGUUGGGUGGUUUAACUUGCAUGAUGUUGCUACCUGCAAUAGAGGUGUGUUUGGGUAAUUCAGCACUAGUUGGUGCAGGGCAGUUUUUGUUGAUCUGUUAUGACCAAAGCCUUUGCUGGGAAAUAUUUACCCAUAAAAUUAUCUUGCUUUGUCAUUCAAUCAUUUUGAUUGGAAUUGUCAACAUGUUUGUGUGUACAGCUUUGAAGUUAUUUUUCAAUGAAGUGUCACUUUGGCAGUGUAA
Molecule: messenger RNA, 1299 nt
Organism: Diospyros lotus (date-plum)
Lineage: Eukaryota; Viridiplantae; Streptophyta; Magnoliopsida; Ericales; Ebenaceae
Product: derlin-2
Exons: 6
Coding region: 193-921 (242 amino acids)
Biological process (GO): endoplasmic reticulum unfolded protein response
Cellular component (GO): endoplasmic reticulum membrane; Hrd1p ubiquitin ligase ERAD-L complex
Molecular function (GO): misfolded protein binding; ubiquitin-specific protease binding
Source: RefSeq, a predicted model, not a curated record